Anopheles marshallii is the source of this 5010-nucleotide messenger RNA. It is a transcript of the gene Klp31E, whose product is annotated as kinesin-like protein KIF21A. Lineage: Eukaryota; Metazoa; Arthropoda; Insecta; Diptera; Culicidae. Gene Ontology annotation, biological process: microtubule-based movement; mitotic spindle organization. The transcript has 13 exons. Bases 1 to 5010 code for a protein of 1669 amino acids. Gene Ontology annotation, molecular function: microtubule binding; microtubule motor activity; ATP binding. The record is from RefSeq and is a predicted model, not a curated record.
AUGCCGGACGAGGAUAAGGAAUCCUCCUCUGUACGGGUGGCCCUCAGAAUUCGUCCACAGAUACCGCGUGAGCUAAUCGAUAUGUGCCGGGUGUGCACGCAGGUCACGCCUGGUGAGCCGCAAGUUUUGCUCGGAUCCGAUAAGGCCUUUACCUUCGACUAUGUGUUCGAUAUGAGUACGACGCAGGUAUCAGUGUACAAUAACUGCAUCGAAAAAUUGGUAGAUGGAGCUCUUCAAGGAUAUAAUGCUACAGUGCUGGCAUAUGGACAGACUGGCUCUGGCAAGACCUACACGAUGGGCACUGGGUUUGAACGUGCCGUACCGGAAGCACAGGAAGGUAUCAUCCCACGGGCCGUGCGACAUCUGUUCGAAGGUAUUGCACAGCUACAGCAAAAUCCAUACGACGAAAACGGGACAUAUCUUGGUUCCGUAACGUUCAGUGUGGCCGCACAGUUUAUGGAGCUUUACAACGAGGAAAUUAUAGAUUUGCUCGACCCUUACAAUAAAGGUGCACGUGUGUUUAAGAUUUUUGAAGAUUCAUCUGGGGGCAUUUCGGUAGCGGGCGCUACCAUAAAACCAUUGGCCGGUCCGCAAGAGGCGCUCAACUGUUUGCAGCAGGGCGCUCUGGCACGUACGACGGCGUCCACACAGAUGAAUGAGCAAUCUUCGCGAAGCCACGCAUUGUUCACAAUACUAAUUCGAAGGCAGCGUGUCAUGACAGCAGAACAGUGCGGCAAUGCGGAUGGUGAUACGGAAACGCUUACCUCAAAAUUUCAUUUCGUCGAUCUGGCUGGUUCGGAACGGCUGAAGCGGACCGGUGCCACGGGCGAGCGGGCUCGCGAGGGAAUCUCCAUCAACUGUGGUCUGUUGGCUUUGGGCAACGUAAUAUCAGCGCUGGGAGAUAAAACUAAGAAGGUGUCCCAUGUACCGUAUCGUGAUUCGAAGUUGACUCGAUUGUUGCAGGAUUCGCUUGGGGGUAACAGUCAAACAAUAAUGAUCGCUUGCGUAUCGCCAAGUGAUAGAGAUUUUAUGGAAACGCUUAACACGCUCAAGUAUGCCAACCGAGCGCGAAACAUUAAAAACAAAGUACAAAUUAACCAAGAUCAAAGCUCGCGGACCAUAUCUUUAUUGCGGCGUGAAAUUGCCAACCUACAGCUCGAAAUUCUCGAAUACAAACAGGGCAAACGUAGCAUCGAUGCAGAUGGUAAUAUAGCGAUAUCAGAUGUGUCACUUGAGAAUGAGAUGCUCUCGCAGGACAACAAGCGGCUGCAGCAACGGGUGAAGGCGAUGCAAGAAACAAUAAACGCGCUAACGGAAAAGAACGCUGCGCUGCAGGCACAGCAGACAAUUUCUUCGCUGAACAAGGCCUCUGCCGCCGGUGAUGGCGCUGACCCGUCAAACGCGACAAAUGACUCUAGUCUGACCUCGACGGCAGGUGGCAAUGAAUCAGCAAUGCAGGACCUGAUUGUUGGCUAUAUAAGUGAGAUAGAAAAGCUAAAGGCUAAAUUAAUCGAAUCAGAACAAAUGUUCCAACAGUUUAAAAAGGCAAAGAACUCACAGUCCAAGCUAGGGCUGAAAGCAUAUCCGUUUAUCGAGGAUAAUCAGGAAACGAUGAUCAACCUGCUAAAACACGAAAUGGAGAAAGAACGUGAAACGCUGAUGUCUCGAUCGUUGCCGGGGCUGGAAAAUGAAUCGAGCAGUUUGGAACAAAAUUCCGACAGCGAUUCCGAUACGGAAUCCGACGAUAAGGCCGAAGUAUUGCGUGCGGAAAUGUUUGACGUCAACUCCGACAUUGAACUGAAGGUGCGCCUUAUUGAACAGCUCGAAGAAUCUCAGCAGCGGCUGCAAAUUAUGCGCCAGCAAUACGAAAAGCAAUUUAACCUAAUGAAGGAAAAAAUUUCCAAUACCGAACGUGAACGGGAUGAAGUACUGGCCACUAUAGGUAACGGUGGAAUGGGUGCUAAUAACAACAAGGGACAAAACACAACCAAUGAGUCUGCUAUUAAGCGCGUUAAGGAUGAUUACGAGCGAAAGCUGAACGAGAUGCGCCGCCAGUUGAAUCAUUUCCAAGCGACCAAUAAAGAGCAUCUACGGCUACAGCGUAAUAUGCAGGCACAGGAUGCAAAGAUUAAAACACUACGGGGAGAGCUGGCAGAGUUGAAGCAAGUAAAAACGCGACUGAUGAAGAAAAUUCAGGAGGAAAGCAACCGGCACAAGGAAAUGGAGAGUAAAAAGACGCGCGAAAUCGCGCAACUGCGAAAGGAAACCAGAAAGCAUAAGAAUAUGAUAAAAUCCUUGCAGGCGCAGGGUGCCGCCAAGGAUCAGGUACUGAAGCGAAAGACUGAGGAGGUUUUCAAUCUACGAAAAUCACAGCGUGGUGUAAUGAGCUUAAAGGCGGCUGGCCGUGUGCCGGCUACUGCUUCCAUAAAUAGCAUGCUGCAGGGUACCAAGCGGUUCAAGACGCGCUGGGAAGAGCUGCAGCGUACGAUCAUGCGAGCGGCCCGCUCGCGUCAAGCAAUACUGGAGCUGGAAAUGGAGCUAGAGCGUGUUAUGCAGGAGCGUGAUAUGCUUUGCCGUGAUUUAAAUAAUUUGCGGCAGCGCAGAAAGGAUAAUGCAGAGUCAACUCUGCACGAUCUAGUUUCGGAGGAAGACACAUUAAUAGCAAACAUGAAUUAUCUGCACGAUACGAUCGCCGAAUUGCAGAAGUCCAUCAUCCAAAUAGAAGACGGCAAGGAUUUGAACACAGAGCACGCAAUGCUGCAAACCAUAAUGGAUAACAUCGGUACCGUUGAGGAGGCCAAGUUUAUGUUGCAACGAGUGUGUAGCGUUACCGUUGGGCAUGUCUGUGAGGCAGGUGUGGCACAAUCUAAGCUACGCGAACGGGAGGCAUUGCUUGCGGAACUCCAGCGUGAUACCAGCGUUCAGGAGCAGUUGCUGCAGUACAUUUUGACGCGUGCACCGGCAACUUCAACGUCGGAAACAAGUUUCAGCUCCGCGCAAUCGGCUAAUUCGUACGUGAGCCAAUCGCAAUCGAAUUUGUUGGAAAAUGGUGAACCACAACCGUCCUCAUCGCAGUACCGUUUGCCACACGUUGUUGAUUCUACGACGCGAAGCCCUUCUCCAAGCAACAGCAACACGAAUCUCGAUUCUAUCGUCACCUACAGGAACUCCUCGAAACAAAGACGAAACCCUGCCGUGGUGCCCUCGGUGGCUGCCAUUCAGGACUUGCUGUACGGCAGCAGCUCCGGCUACAUCGGUCCGGCCGGUGACGGUGGUGGCAUGCCGGAUAGGAAUAGUAAUGCCAGCACCGGUAUCGGUUGCACCGCUGCUAGCAACGGAGUGAGCGGUGGCGGCAGUAAGCUUGAGAAAGUGGGUAUUUGUAUUUAUCUCGAGGAUUCCGCAGAUGAAGAUGACACGAAGCACCCGCCCUCUCUGCAGGACCGGCACGACAGGUCGGACGUUAUGACCCGCUCGUACACGAUACUGGACGGGGCGAUGGAUCCGGUCGCGGCUGCUAAUGCCGGUCUUCCAAUUGCUCCACCGCCGCCGGUGGUUCCCGUUCCCGCUCGAACGUUUGUACCGCUUUCGCGUGUUCCAAGUGCACCCGGUUCGCUUAAAGGUCUUCAACCGCACCAGGGGCUAUCACGACAGAACAGCACGGCAUCGCCGCUGCUUGCCAGAAAAUCAUUUGAAGCGAGUGCUGCACCCCCGUCACCAAGAAUUAGCCGAAGAACCUUCACCAGCAAAAUGUCACCAGGAAUCGAGGACGCAAGCGAUGUACCUACGUCACCACCAGUCUAUCGGCGUGGUAUCUCACGCGAGGAUAACGGGGACGUAUUUUCUCGACUCGGAGCUGGUACGCAGGACCCACAACCCGGAGGAAACAUUAAAGAGCUGAAUGGAAGGUAUAAGGCUGGUUCUCCGCUUAUCUGUACGCAUGUGGUUGAAGGACACUCAAACUCGGUACUGUCGAUCAAGGUGAGCAAUCAAAUGCUCUUCACAGCGGCUGCCGAUCGGACGGUGAAGGUUUGGGAUUUGCGAGCGAAUUCUACGCCACACUGUUUGACUGGGCAUCUCGGUCCGGUAGCAGCAGUUGAGUAUGAUCGUGUGAACAAUCUGCUCUUUUCGGCCUCGGGAGCCUUCGUUAAAGUGUGGGAUCUGCGGAGCAGCAAUAUUCGUCCAAUAAUCACGCUAUGUUCCUCCGGUACGACUUUACCGGCUAAUGCAACGCUAUCCGACCUGGUGCCGGGUGAAUGUUCCAUUACGGCAUUAACAAUGGGAGCAUCUGGUAAACUCUACACGGCAGCUUCCGAUAAGGUUCGGUUCUGGGAUCUACGUCAAUUCUCUUGCCUCGGUCGAUUGUCCGGUGGGCAUCAAGCUGCCGUAAUGUGUUUGACCGCUUGGGAGGGGCCGAACAAUACCGACCUGGUAGCGACCGGAUCGAAAGACCACUACGUGAAAGUGUUCGAGGUGAACUCGAGUGGUGGUGUAGUUCAGCCGCUGCUAAAUUUGGAACCACCGCACUACGACGGUGUGCAAGCAUUGGCCGUUGCUAACGAUGCGAUCGGUGUCGAUGCGGAACUGUUUUCCGGGAGUCGCGACUCCGGUAUCAAAAGGUGGGACCUGCGCAACGGAGAACUCAAACAGUCGCUCAACAAUGCCCACAAAGGUUGGGUGUCUGGGAUGGCCAUCUACGGUGAUAUUUUGCUGUCUAGCUGUCGCGGUGGCGUUGUGCGGCUGUGGAAUAUUAAAACUUGCGACAGUCUGGCCGAAAUGAAAACAGAACAAUCGAUCAACGAUAUCGUGACGAGCGAUAAUCGUGUAUUUACUGCAUCGAAUUCCGGUGAGGUACGGAUCUGGCGAUUUGUAACCACCGAUUGGGAUUCGCUGAAUGCAUCUUCCUCUGGUGCAGGAUCAGUCGGCACCGGUAGCAAUGGUAGUGUUUGUGGUACUGUAAACGGUGCUACUGGUGGUGGCGUUGGUACUAAAACAAAGCGUUUGCUGAAUUAA